Oreochromis aureus is the source of this 2138-nucleotide messenger RNA. RefSeq names its product serpin peptidase inhibitor, clade H (heat shock protein 47), member 1a (gene serpinh1a). Gene Ontology annotation, biological process: collagen fibril organization; negative regulation of endopeptidase activity. The coding region runs from base 211 to 1443 and encodes 410 amino acids. The transcript is spliced from 5 exons. The record is from RefSeq and is a predicted model, not a curated record. Gene Ontology annotation, molecular function: serine-type endopeptidase inhibitor activity. Lineage: Eukaryota; Metazoa; Chordata; Actinopteri; Cichliformes; Cichlidae. Gene Ontology annotation, cellular component: endoplasmic reticulum.
UGGCCUGGAAAUCUGAUUCCAGGGCAGAGAUUUUCAUGCUCUGGGGCCUGGGAAAUUGUCUCAUACACUUCUGUCUUUGCCAUCAGAUACUUUCACUUAAUACCGGUCAGGUCAGUGUUGGGGGGAUCUUUUUGUAAGCAGCUUGACGAUAAACCUGCCGAGUUAUUCAAAGAACCCAAUAAGGUUUUUUUCUUUUAGUAACAUUACACCAUGUGGGUAACAAACCUCGUAUCUCUCGUCCUUCUGACGACUGCAGCCUCGGCAGCCACCUCCACAUCAAAAAACAAAGUGUUGAGUAACCAUGCCACCAUCCUGGCUGACAGCACUGCCAAUUUGGCUUUCAGUCUCUACCAGAGCAUGGUAAAAGACAAAAAUGUAGAGAACAUUAUCAUUUCCCCUGUCGUCGUGGCCUCCUCUCUGGGUCUCGUGGCUCUUGGGGGAAAGGCCUCCACUGCCUCUCAGGUAAAAACCAUCCUGAAUGUAGCUAAAGUGAAAGAUGAGCAUCUCCACUCCAGUCUGGCUGAGCUGCUCAUAGAGAUGAGCGACCCAAAGACUCGCAACAUCACCUGGAAGAUUAGCAACCGGCUGUAUGGACCAAGCUCCGUCACUUUUGUGGAUGACUUUGUCAAAAGCAGCAAAAAGCACUAUAAUUGUGAGCACUCAAAGAUCAAUUUCCGAGACAAGAAAAGUGCUGUGAACUCCAUCAACGAGUGGGCAGCCAAUUCUACUGAUGGCAAACUGCCUGAGGUGACCAAGAAUGUAGAAAAGACUGAUGGGGCGAUGAUCAUCAGUGCCAUGUUUUUCAAAUGUCACUGGGAUGAGCAGUUCCAUCGUGAGAUGGUGGAUAACCGUGGAUUCAUGGUGUCACGUAGCUACACUGUUUCAGUGCAGAUGAUGCAUCGCACAGGUCUCUUUGGAUUCUAUGAUGACAAAGACAAUAAGUUAUCUAUCCUGAGCAUGCCUCUAUCUCAUAAGAAGUCCACUGUUGUAUUCAUCAUGCCCUACCAUGUGGAACCUCUGGAUAGACUGGAAAAGAUGCUGACCAAGAAGCAGGUGGAUAGAUGGAUUGGUUUGCUAAAGGAGACAGCUAUAGCUGUGUCUCUGCCCAAAGUCAGCAUGGAAGUCAGUCAUGAUCUGCAGAAACACCUCCAGGAACUGGGCCUGACCGAGGCUGUGGACAAAUCUAAAGCUGACUUCUCCAACAUCUCUGGGAAGAAGGACCUCUACUUGUCAAGUGUGUUCCACGCCUCUGCUUUGGAAUGGGACACUGAUGGAAAUGAAAUUGAUACCAGUAUCUUUGGCACAGACAAGCUGAAAAACCCUAAACUGUUCUACGCUGACCACCCCUUUAUUUUCCUAGUAAAGGACCAGAAAACAAGCUCCAUCUUGUUCAUUGGCAGGAUGGUCCGACCAAAGGGUGAAAAGAUGAGAGAUGAACUGUAACCAUGUGUGUAAGUUAGAUGUUUGGCUGUGAUCAUGAGUGUAGAUUUUAUACUGCAGCAUGUUGAGAAAUGAAGAGUACAUCUGAUACUGUGUAAGCACUCUUUUAUGUCACAUGGCAACAACAUUCCAUUAUACACAACCUAAACAUUUGUCUUGUAAUUACUGUACGAGGCGAUGUGCACAUCUUUGAAUUUGGGACAGUUUCCAGUAUUUCAGUGUGUAUGUGUGUGUGUGUUUGUAUGUUGGCAUGUCACAUUAUGGACUGAAUACUUACAUUAAGUAUGACUUAUUAAAGUUUUUGUUAAAGCACAUGUUGUUUUAAUGACGUAGCAGUAACAUCAGAAUUUGUGCACGAAAAAGGUUUCUGGUGUCAUUAAGUCUUAAAAAUUAUGUAAAAUGUGCACAUCCUACAAGCUUCUUCACCUUUUUGUGUCCACAUGUCUUUGUUUUGAGUCACCCUGAAUGUGUACACGUGGUUUAACCCUCUCGAGGCAGGCGUUGCCGAUUUGCAACAGUUAAAAACUUAACAACCUGAUUACCCCACAUACAUAUUUUAUGAUUAUUUUUUUUGAUAAUUUUCCCCAAAUAUCAGAUUUUUCCUGUAACUAAAACUUAAUUUGAGCCUGAGAGGGUUAACAAUGUAAAAUAUGAUUGAGCUGUUUCAAAUGUCCAGUUUUUGCAAUAAAAGUAUAAAA